This is a messenger RNA of Aspergillus pseudoviridinutans, 1314 nucleotides long. Its product is annotated as aromatic prenyltransferase. The record is from RefSeq and is a predicted model, not a curated record. Gene Ontology annotation, molecular function: transferase activity, transferring alkyl or aryl (other than methyl) groups. Gene Ontology annotation, biological process: alkaloid metabolic process. The transcript is spliced from 2 exons. The coding region runs from base 1 to 1314 and encodes 437 amino acids. NCBI's taxonomy places the organism in Eukaryota, Fungi, Ascomycota, Eurotiomycetes, Eurotiales, Aspergillaceae.
AUGGAAAUCUCCAAGAAACCAGCGGCCCAGCUGCCAAAGCCUUUCCACGUUCUGAGUCAAGCUCUGCACCUCUCGAACAGGAACCACGCAAAAUGGUGGUAUAGCACUGCUCCGAUGUUUGCCGCCAUGAUGGCGGGGGCCGGAUAUGACGUUCACGCACAGUACAAGUUCCUUUGCAUCCACCGCGAGGUCAUCAUCCCGGCGUUGGGUCCGUACCCUGAAAAGGGUGAGCCCAUGCACUGGAAGAGCCAUCUGACGCGCUUUGGACUUCCCUUCGAGCUGAGCUUCAAUUUCUCCAAAUCACUGCUGCGGUUCGCCUUCGAGCCCAUUGGUCCCGUAACGGGAACGCAGGAUGAUCCAUUCAACACCCAAGCCAUCAGGCCUGUUCUCCAGGAUCUGAAGGCCAUGGUUCCAGGGCUUGACUUGGAAUGGUUUGACCAUUUUACCAACGCACUGGUCGUUUCAGAGGAGGACGUUCAAACUCUGCGUAAUGCAAAUUCUCAUAUCCCCGUCUUCAAGACGCAGAACAAGCUGGCGGCCGAUCUAGAGCCAUCCGGCCAAAGUGUCUGGAAGACCUACAUCUACCCCCGCAUCAAGUCCAUCGCGACCGGGACGCCGAAAGAGAAGCUCAUGUUUGACGCAAUUAAGGCUGCCGACAAGAGUGGUAAAGUUGCCACCCCACUGGCAAUCCUUGAGGAGUUUAUUGCUGAGCGAGCGCCUACCCUGAUCGGCCACUUUCUCUCUUGUGAUUUGGUUAAGCCAUCCGAGUCGAGGAUCAAAGUUUAUUGUAUGGAACGCCAGCUGAACCUGGCCUCCAUCGAAGAAAUCUGGACACUGAACGGGCGACGGGACGACCCAGAGACACUGGAGGGGCUGGAUGCGCUCAAGGAGCUGUGGCAGUUAUUACCCAUCACGGAGGGUCUGUGUCCACUGCCGAACUGCUUUUACGAUCCUGGUACCUCACCGCAGGAGCAGCUUCCCUUCAUUAUCAAUUUCACCUUGUCUCCGAAAAGCCCACUUCCCGAGCCACAGAUCUAUUUUCCUGCUUUUGGGCAGAACGACAGAGCCAUCGCAGAAGGACUGGCCACCUUCUUUGAGAGAAGAGGGUGGGGGGGCCUGGCUAAAAGUUAUCCAUCGGAUUUGGCAUCGUACUAUCCGGAUGUCGACCUGCGUACCUCAAAUCACCUGCAGGCCUGGGUCUCCUUCUCUUACAAAGGAAAGAAACCGUACAUGAGUGUCUACCUUCAUACCUUCGAGGCCUUCAAUGCUGCUACCGAGGAGGUGACAAUGUGUCGUGGGGGUCAGCAUCACUGA